Messenger RNA from Lagenorhynchus albirostris (white-beaked dolphin), 3817 nucleotides. It is a transcript of the gene IRAK1, whose product is annotated as interleukin 1 receptor associated kinase 1. The coding region runs from base 10 to 2358 and encodes 782 amino acids. The transcript is spliced from 13 exons. Gene Ontology annotation, cellular component: cytoplasm; nucleus; plasma membrane. Gene Ontology annotation, molecular function: protein kinase activity; ATP binding; protein binding. The record is from RefSeq and is a predicted model, not a curated record. Gene Ontology annotation, biological process: intracellular signal transduction; interleukin-1-mediated signaling pathway; protein phosphorylation. NCBI's taxonomy places the organism in Eukaryota, Metazoa, Chordata, Mammalia, Artiodactyla, Delphinidae.
GCGGCGGCCAUGGCCGGGGGGCCGGGCCCGGGAGACCCCGCGGUCCCCGGCGCCCAGCACUUCCUGUACGAGGUGCCGCCCUGGGUCAUGUGCCGCUUCUACAAAGUGAUGGACGCCCUGGAGCCCGCCGACUGGUGCCAGUUCGCCGCCCUGAUCGUACGCGACCAGACCGAGCUGCGGCUAUGCGAGCGCUCCGGGCAGCGCACGGCCAGCGUCCUGUGGCCCUGGAUCAACCGCAACGCCCGCGUGGCCGACCUCGUGCGCAUCCUCACGCACCUGCAGCUGCUCCGCGCACGGGACAUCAUCACGGCAUGGCACCCUCCCGCCCCGCUUCUGCCCCCCAGCGCCACCGCCCCGAGGCCUAACAGCAUCUCUGCACCUUCUGAGGCCGCGGCCCCCAGCCCCCAGAAGUUGCACUCGUCGGCCUCCACCCUCCUCUCCCCAGCUCUUCCAGGCUCCCAGACUCAUUCUGACCCUGAGCUCGGCCCUGUCCCAAGCCCUGCUGCCCUCCAGCCACCACUGCCAUCGGCAGCCCCUUCCUGUAUCAAGCGAAGCCCAGAGAGCCCAGCGUCCAUCCUGCAGGGGGCCCACUCCUCUUUCUGCUGGCCCCUCCAUGAGAUUUGCCAGGGCACCCACGACUUCUCAGAGGAGCUGAAGAUCGGGGAGGGCGGCUUUGGGUGUGUGUACCGGGCUGUGAUGAGGAACACGGUAUAUGCUGUGAAGAGGCUAAAGGAGGUGUGUGUAGCGUCCAGGCAAAGGCUCUGGAAGGCUGUUAGCCGACCCUCACUUUUCUGGUCCUCCCCCCACUACCCCACACGGCUCCUUCAGCCCUCUGAUUUCCCAGUCCAAGGCCCCCGCCCCUUGCUUGUUCUGGGCCCAAAACAGGAGGCAGACCUGGAGUGGACCACGGUGAAGCAGAGCUUUCGGACCGAAGUGGAGCAGCUGUCACGGUUUCGUCACCCGAACAUCGUGGACUUUGCUGGCUACUGUGCUCAGAGUGGCUUCUACUGCCUUGUCUAUGGCUUCCUGCCCAACGGCUCCCUGGAAGACCGCCUCCAUGUCCAGACCCAGACCUGGCCUCCUCUCUCCUGGCCUCAGCGACUGGACAUCCUUCUGGGCACGGCCCGGGCAAUUCAGUUUUUACAUCAAGACAGCCCCAGCCUCAUCCACGGAGAUGUCAAGAGUUCCAACGUCCUUCUGGAUGAGAGACUGAUGCCCAAACUGGGAGACUUUGGCCUGGCCCGUCUCAGCCGGUUUGCAGGCGCCAACCCCAGCCGGAGCAGCACUGUGGCCCAGACUCGGACUGUGCGUGGCACCCUGGCGUACCUGCCCGAGGAGUACAUCAAGACGGGGAGGCUGGCUGUGGAGACUGACACCUUCAGUUUCGGCGUGGUGGUGCUGGAGACCCUGACCGGCCAGCGGGCUGUGAGGAUGCACGGUGCCCAGACCAAGUAUCUGAAAGACCUGGUUGAAGAGGAAGCCGAGGAGGCUGGUUUGGCCCUGAAAAGCACCCAGACCACACUCCAAGCAGGUCUGGCUGCAGAUGCCUGGGCCGCCCCGAUCGCCACCCAGAUCUACAAGAAGCACCUGGACCCCAGGCCUGGGCCGUGCCCACCAGAGCUGGGCCUGGCCCUGGGCCAGCUGGCUUGCUGCUGCCUGCACCGCCGGGCCAAGAGGAGACCCGCCAUGACCCAGGCGUACCAGAAGCUGGAGACGCUGCAGGCGGCAGUGGCAGGGCCGUCUCUGGAGCCAGAGGCCACCAGCCGCAGCCCCCCUUCCCCUCAGGAGAACUCCUACGUGUCCACCACUGGCAGUACCCUGAGCGGUGCCCGCCCAUGGCAGCCCCUGGCGGCGCCCUCGGGAGCCCUGGCCCAGGCUCCAGAGCGGCUGCAGAAAGGCGCCAACCAGCCCGUGGAGAGCGACGAGAGCAUGUCCGGCCUAUCUGCUGCCCUGCAUUCCUGGCACCUGACCCCGAGCUGCCCCCCGGGCCCAGCCCGGCCAGGCAGCCCUGGCCCAGGGGCCGCCGUGUGGGCGCCAGCACCCCUCGGACAGGCUGGCUGUACUCAAGGGGAUGCCACCAGACAGUCGAGCUGGGGGAGCAGCCCGGGGCUCCAGCCCACAGCUGUGGAAGUGGGCCCUCUCUCCACCCCAGGACCGCUCCUGGGCGGCUCCACGUCGCCACUACCCCCCCAGAUUGUCAUCAACCCGGCGCGACAGAAGAUGCUGCAGAAGCUGGCCUUGUACGAGGAUGGGGUCCUAGACAGCCUGCAGCUGCUGUCAUCUAGCUCCCUCCCAGACUUGGGCCUGGAGCACGGGAACAGGCAGGGGCCCGAAGAGAGUGAUGAGUUUCAGAGCUGAACUGCCGCCUGGUCAGAUCCCUAAACCCAGAAGUCAAAGUUCUCACGGUUGGAAGUUCUCACAGCUCGCGAACCCUCGGCAGCCUUGGGGGCUCCGUCCUCACGGAGGUGGGCAGGUGGUGGCCCUGCUGCUCUUGGGGCGUGGGCACAGGCAGGGCUCAGGGCCCCCCAGGCCGGCUGCGGCUGGCUGUCAGUAGGGCAGGACAUCUCAACGGCCUGCCUUGAGGCCAGCAUUCGCGGGAGAGGAAAGCCGAUGUCGUUGGAGGGGCCGGUGGCGGGGAGGAGGGCAGGUCUGAAGGCUGCUGGCCACACAGGCCAAGGAGGAGAGGUGAGUGGUCCAGUGGGACUAGCGGGGCGCCAGCUCCCCUGAGAGCUGGGCGGGGCUUCUGCAGCCCAGGCCUACAGCAGCAGCCCUUAGCCCUUCUUUUCCGACCUUGCUGAAGCCCUGGGGAAAAGCAGCCACUCUGAUGACGGGAACCGAUGAGGCCAGGGGCCCUCCCAGCUGCUUGUAAUUGGGAAGGGGAAAGUGAGCUGUGGCUGUCCCGUGGUUCAGUCCACUAGAAGCGGGAGUUCUGAGAGGCCCCAGCGAGUGCAGCAGCGCCUCCCAGCAGGCCAGCGUCCGCAGGCUUCCCCAGGGAGCCGGGAGCCAGCCUAACAGGCCACCGAGCCAGGUCGGGCUCCAGAGGCCACAGGCUCAGCCUCAGGCCCGGGCACUGCUCGUGACAGAGGGGCCACUACCCCAGGUUUGGCUAGGCCCAAACCUUGUGUUACCCAGACAGUGAGAAGCCCCAAGACAGCAGGAAGUUGGCAGCAAGACAGAGAGGAAGGAAAAUGAAAAUGGGACUCAUGUUUGUGGAAGCAAGUCGGCGUUGGUGUAACUGAGCGUCUUUGAGAGUAGCCCAGGGCUGUAGCACAGGCUUCGGAUGAUUUUGUGUCUGCGAUCACGAGUCACACUACAUGCCCCGCGAAGCUAGGCACUGGUGAAGUCCAAGUCGUCCUGGAGUAAUAAAUACGUACACUUUGAUCGCUGGCUGUACUUGUAGGCUUUGUGGCACUGAAAGCCUUGAGCUUUUCCAGUGCUUCUCAUCUCGGUGUUCUUGACUGUCCAAACCCAGACCCUAGCCUCCCACCCGCAGGUCCUCUGGAGGUUCUUGUUUCCAUUCCCAUCAAGCCACCAUGCUGGCGGCAGAUCCACAACACUACUACCCAGCAGUACUUUCACAGGUUGUUAAGUUUUCCCUGGUUUAUGGAUUUUGACGCUAUUGUAAAUGGCAUUUUUAUUUCGUUUUCUAGUUGGUCAUUGGCAGUGUAUAGAAACACAACUGAGUUUUGUAUAUUGGCUUUGCAUUCUGUGGCCUUGGCUCUCACUCACACCUUAGCUCUAGUUUUUUGGUGGAUACCUUGGGACAGUUUAUGCACACAAUCAUUUCAUCUGCAAAUAAAGACAGUCUCACCCCUUC